UUCAACUAACUGCUCACUAUUUGGCUUUUUUCCUUCUUGGUCAGAUCACACAGUGCACUAUGGAGUUUGGCAUGUUUGAUAAUUCAGAGUGUAGCAGUGGGUGUGAGUCUGGGUGGACUGUGUAUUUGGAGAAUUCCAUUAUGGCUCCAUACAGUUCUUAUAACAAUGGCAACAAAUUUUUUCGAGGGAAAGCUCGAGUAAACGGGGAAGAAGAGGAGGAGGACUUAUCUAUGGUUUCUGAUGCAUCUUCUGGACCUCCACAAGUCGUGGCCGAAGAAGACUACGGCAAUGACAGCCACGGGUGGUGUUUCCACGCCCCAACGGGGGCCGUUGGCUCUGCAUUGCCCAAGAAAAGCAAUGUGAAGAAACAGAGAAAGAAAGAAAAGAAAGAAAAUAGGCUUCAGAACCUCAAGGAAAAGGCUUCAAUGCUUGAUGAUACAGCUAGCUCUCCCAUCUUCAACUGCACUAAUAACAAUUUCACCAUCAACAACCAGACCUCACUAGAGAGUGUAGUACCGGAUUUUUCGCAGGGCUACUCCACAACUCAAUUUCAGGGGCAAUCUGCAUAUCAGGAAUUCUUCCAGUCAUCUCUACUUCCUGCAAAUCAGUUCCAACAGAAUCAGUGGAUUGAAGGGAGGAGGUGGGGAUGAAAGGAAACAAUCUUUUUGCUCUGCAGCAUAGUCAAAGUUCAGAGAGGGAGGAAAAAUUUGGCAAAGCAAAAGGAAUUGGAUCUGAGAAAAGAGAUGUUGUUCCUCUUCAUUUCCUUUCUUCCUUUUUUCUUUUCUUUAUCUUUUAGCUGUCAAUGCACCGGGAACACAACCCGAAAAGAAGACUAGGAAUCUCUGUCAUGUUUCCUAGAAUUGAAUUUCCUUGUCAACAAAUAGUUGCAAAGCAUCUGCUCCUAGGUUUUUCUCGAGCAAUUUAUAUGAAAUGCAGACCUGUUAAACCUCGA
Messenger RNA from Ipomoea triloba (trilobed morning glory), 952 nucleotides. RefSeq lists its product as uncharacterized. Gene Ontology annotation, biological process: cytokinin biosynthetic process. The transcript is spliced from 4 exons. Lineage: Eukaryota; Viridiplantae; Streptophyta; Magnoliopsida; Solanales; Convolvulaceae. The coding region runs from base 60 to 650 and encodes 196 amino acids. The record is from RefSeq and is a predicted model, not a curated record.